Messenger RNA from Symbiodinium natans, 2796 nucleotides. The record is from the annotation of a GenBank genome assembly. Lineage: Eukaryota; Dinophyceae; Suessiales; Symbiodiniaceae.
AUGAACAAAGCCGGCAAGCGAAGCUACCAAAGAGCUUGUAAAGUUGCCCUGGCGAAGGGAGCAGCACUUUACAAAGGCCGUCUUCUGACAGCUCAGGCUCUAGGAGCUCAUGAAGGACAAUUCGCGUCUCCUGCGAAAGCGGAGAGGCGUUCUUUUCAACCGAACAGACAGAUCCAUCACAAAUUUGACAUGGAAGUCCUUACUUGGAACGCAGGCUCAAUUACAAGUCGAGUUUGGAACGAGAUUCUGGCCCUUUUGGCAACAACAGAGUACAAGAACAUCAAAAUCGUUUUCCUGCAGGAAUCGCAUUGGCAGCAGGACCAGGUCUACAGCUCAGGCCCGUGGUCAGUCCUAACCUGUGGCUCAACAAGCAGACACAAGGCUGGCCUGGUUGUCUUGGUGCAUAGCUCACUGGCUCCUCUUUCAGAAAUUCUCAGCACUUCCAUUGUUCCAGGGCAUUUGCAGCACGUCAUGAUCCCGUGGCAGAGAUCCAGAAUACAUCUCCUGAACCUGUACCAGCACGUCUGGGAUUCAAAGCUCUCGAAGACGGAAAACAGAGGCAGGAGAAAGGACGUGAUGACACAGCUCGAAAAUCGAAUACAGAGAGUCCCACAACGUGACUUCUUGAUUGUGGCUGGGGAUUUCAAUGCGCAUGCGGUGACUGAACGUCCUCAUAUCGGACCAAGUGUGCCUCAUCGAGUACGGUUUGCAAAUGCGGAUGUGAAGACACUGCCCUCGCUCUGCAAAUCCUGUGGACUAACUGCGCUGAACACAUGGGCUUCUGGCCAUCGCAGUACGUAUGCUAACAGUGAUGGCACAUAUUCCUCUCAGAUCGAUUUUCUGCUGGUCAGACUGCACGAUGCUCGGAGGAGAUCCAAGGAGGCCUACUCGGAUAAGAACUUUCCUGUGGCUGCCUACAGAGAUGGAUCAAAACACUUUCCAGUGCGAGCCACUCUGUUCAUUCCUCCUUACAGUCCUACACCCAGCAAGCCACGGCCGUUUGAUGCCACAGCCCUGGAUGCGAGCUUUCGGCGGAAAGAUGACAACUGGCAGGCAUACUCACAUCGUCUGACGGAAGCAGUGGUGAGGACAAUGCAAGUGAGACCGUCUUGGCAAGAACUGGAUGAAGUGAUGGUUAGUGUAUCAGCUGAGCACUAUCCUCCUCCACGCAAGUCUCAGCCAGUAGCAGGUCCUAUUCAUCAGGAAUAUUGGAAGAAAGUGCGGCAAAUCCAGGCGCACAAGAGGGCUGGAACCGAGCAUAAUUCAGAAUGCCAGAAGCUUGUGGAGGACAUCAAGGAGGAGGUGUCCCAAUCAGAAAUUUCCCCUUAUCUAAAGGACCCUCGAAUUGCAUGGAUCCCCAAGCCGGGCAAGCCAGCCACCGCCAUGAAAAACCUGAGGCCCAUAGGAGUCAUCAGCGUGCCAGGCAAAGUGCUAGCAGGCGCAGUGAAGACUCGCAUUGCACCAGCACUGCAGGAGAGCUCACAGCUUCAGCCUCAAUUUGCCUACAUCAGGCAGAGGGGGGUGCGGGACGCCAUCGCGAAAGCAUGUCAGCACCUUGAUUUCGUGCAGCAGCUCCGUCAAGUGCAUCGCAGGGACCUGCACAAGUCCCAACGCGGAGCCAGGCAGGCUCAGCUGUCAGGGGCACUUACUAUUUCGGUCGAUCUGAGCAAAGCUUUUGAUUCUGUUAAUAGACAUGAGCUGCUAGCUGCCUUGGAUCGCCUGGGAACAGACCCUGUUACGAAAGAACUGGUAGUUCAACUACACAGUGAGACCUCCUACAACAUGGGCACAAGUGGACUAGAGAUUCAAGUUCCCACUUCUUCAGGAAUCAAACAAGGUUGCAAGCUAGCCCCGGCAUUGUGGUCUGCGCUGACACUUCUAGUCAUGAGCAGAAUGGAGCAGAAAUGGGGCCCAGAUAGCAAGCAAGCUAGGGACAUCCUAACAGUCUUUGCAGACGAUUUCCUGCUCCAGGAAACCUUCUCGAGCUUUCCUGAACUUCAGAAAGUCCUGCUCAGAAUAGAGGCUCUCUUUCAGUCUCUUGAGGACGUGGGGCUGGAAGUCAAUCCAGCGAAGUCCAAAGCCUUGCUAAUGGUUCAGGGCACUCAGCAGUCCAUCUUUCGCAAGAUCGCCCAAGCUCAAGGCAAGUUUGAGCUACUUCGACACAUCCUGUGCUCCACUAAGGCCUUGGAGGCUUCAAAGAAGUUGGAGAUCUGGAGGGUCUAUGUGGAAUCCUCACUCUUGCAUGGGCUUGUGGCCACUGGCGUCACCUCAUCAGGUCUUCAGAAGCUUCAGAGUAAAUACUCUAGGAUGCUAAGAUCCAUCUUUAAGCAACAUCAGCACUACAGCCAUAUUGACACGAAGACUCUGUUCGAGCACUACAAGGUUCAGUCUCCUCAAGCAGUUUUGAUCAGCCAGAUGAAAAACUAUCAAGACGCACUAGAUGCCUGUCAGAAGUCCAACCCGGAUCAGAACAUACAGUGGCAUCUGGGACUUAGAGGUAGGAUUGUUGCGCUGCAACAGGAGCUUCAGAGCAUGCAUUUGGACCUGAUCGAGGCAGACCAGGAGGUACCGUGCUCUCUGUGCGAUCGGAAAUUUUCCAGCGCUAAGGGUCUUCAGCAACAUACUCUGGUGAAGCAUGGAGGACAGCGUGCGAAUCAGCUAGGCCCAAAAUUUCAGGUCACUGUGCAUGCUGCAAAGGACUUCCGCAAUGUGCGGCAUGCAACAGGCAGUUGCGCACAAUGCAUCAACUUCGCAGACAUGUGGAGUCAGGCAUUUGCCCUCAGCUGCACGAGCUGA